ACGACGACCCGCGGGCAUCCACCAACCCAGAACUGCAACCUAUUCGUGACUGAUCCUCCGCUCGUCGAUUGUUAAACACGGCGUAUUUGUCCCCUGCAAACAGCUGUGUCCCCCCGGGGCCGCAGCUUGACCGGUCUGCGACCGUGGGGCGGGCGCGGCGGAGCUGUUCCAGAAGGGACGGAACAUGCAGUUGGAUGACAAGAUAUCAACAGUUCAGCGGACUCUGGUGGCUUCUGACGACGACUGCGGUUGCCUAUCAUGACUCAUUGCGUCCUGGCUCCGCCAGUGCGUCGUGCAAAACGGCAGCCUCUUUCCUCACCAACUCGCUCCCAGCUCGGCCCAAAGCGUGUUGGCUUGCAUGGAGGUAUCGAACGCACGUUGACCAUCUACCUCACUUCUCGGGCCGUGGCGGCCAAUGUUCCAACUCGGCAAGGUUUGAUCAAUGCAAUCGCCCAAGCCCUCGUCAACUCGCGAGAGCCGAUACUCGUCGUGGCUUGGUCACAGGCCGUCUUCUUGCGGUACCCAGGGCCGUGGAGCCCGAAGCCACGGAGGCAUUACCGACGCCGCCUUACAGACUUUUAGCUACUAUGUAGGCGGAGGGUCUGAAACUUUCUCGCCUCAUAGGACGCUAUCAUGGUACAUACGCGGGAGCCGUGAACUGCGCCAUUUGUUCGGGACACGCAUCCCAGCGGCUUAAGCUC
Molecule: messenger RNA, 701 nt
Organism: Chaetomium fimeti
Lineage: Eukaryota; Fungi; Ascomycota; Sordariomycetes; Sordariales; Chaetomiaceae
Exons: 2
Coding region: 195-593 (132 amino acids)
Source: RefSeq, a predicted model, not a curated record